AUAUGUAAUAUUACUGAAUGCAUAUCUACUGAAGUUUUACAGCAGCAUAGUGACAGAUCUACACAGCGCGGUAAGCAGUAAGUGAAGUUAAGUGCAGCUACAGUUUCUCAAGAUGUCCGAAGAUAUUUAUGCCAAACCAGAUAUGUCAAAGAAGGUGAGAUACAAGAGAACUGUGCAGGAAGACAAAGGAGAGUGGGAGGAAAGGGAGGUGGAAAUAUACGAGAGCACAGACGCUAUCAGAGAUGAUCACAUUGAUUAUCAGUCACAUGGAGGAGGACCAGACACUGAGAGACAUCCUCCAGCUGUCCAAAGGAAGACUUUCAGGGCUGCAGCACUCUGUCUGGCAGUGCUCUGCUUUCUGAUGAUGACUGGAAUCAUCCUCUUAUCCGUAUACUUCACUUUGCUGCAGACCAGAUACGACCAACUGAGCAACAACAACAGUCAGCUCCAAGUGAAAGUUUCAGACAUCUCCGUCAACUACAGUCAGUUACAGCCCAGAUACAAGGUCCUGCAGACUAGAUACGACCAACUGAGUAACAACAACAGUCAGUUACAGAGCAGCUACGAAACACUGAGUGUAAAUCACAGUAAGUUACAGGAUGAAGUAAAGCAGCUGAAGGACAGAACUGAAGUAAUUUUGCUGCAGACCAGAUACGACCAACUGAGCAACAACUACAGUCAGUUACAGGAUGAAGUAAAGCAGCUGAAGAACAGAACUGAAGAGAAGUGCUGUUGUGAUGGAUGGACGAGAUUUGGAUGCAGUUGUUACUUUAAAUCUAAAGAGAAGAAGACUUGGUCUGGAAGAAGAGCUGACUGUCAGCAGAGAGGAGCAGAUCUGGUCAUCAUAAACAACAAAGAAGAACAGAAGUUUGUCACUGAGCUGAAUAAGGAUGGAGAGUCCUGGAUUGGUCUACGGUAUGUAGGGAAACAAGGAGGAUGGAAAUGGGAAUGGGUGGACAAAUCACCGCUGACAGAAACGUUCUGGGCAGCAGGACUGACUCCUGACUAUUACUUGAACGCUGCAACAUGCUGCGAUCAACAAGGAAAAUGGACACAAAGAUAUUCUGAGAAUAAUAAGAACUGGAUCUGUGAGAAAAAGAUCUGAUCUGAACUCUUUGAUGACAGAGAGGUGUGUAGUGUUGGGAUCAGCUUUGUCAAAUCAGACCAAUUCUUUAACAUUUGCUCAGCUGUUUAUUCUGUGUUGCUAAAUAACCUGAUUACAGAGAUAUUGUUCCUCUGCCCUUCAUAGAGCACAAUCUGGUUAGAAGUCAUGUGUACUUACUCUGUAGUCCUACAGGAUUAUUAUAAUAAAAGCUAAUAAAAACAUG
Messenger RNA from Sander lucioperca (pikeperch), 1328 nucleotides. Its product is annotated as C-type lectin domain family 4 member E-like. The coding region runs from base 113 to 1105 and encodes 330 amino acids. Lineage: Eukaryota; Metazoa; Chordata; Actinopteri; Perciformes; Percidae. The transcript is spliced from 8 exons. The record is from RefSeq and is a predicted model, not a curated record.